This is a messenger RNA of Neogale vison (American mink), 2924 nucleotides long. It is a transcript of the gene FRMD5, whose product is annotated as FERM domain containing 5. Bases 91 to 1644 code for a protein of 517 amino acids. Lineage: Eukaryota; Metazoa; Chordata; Mammalia; Carnivora; Mustelidae. Gene Ontology annotation, molecular function: cytoskeletal protein binding. The record is from RefSeq and is a predicted model, not a curated record. The transcript is spliced from 15 exons. Gene Ontology annotation, cellular component: cytoskeleton.
CCCGCGCGGAGCUGCCCGGCUGAGGGGCGCCUGGUCCGGGGUCCGCAGCGGUGCCGCGUCUCUCCCGGCGGCGGGCGGCCGGGCGGGAAGAUGCUGAGCAGGUUGAUGAGCGGCAGCAGCAGGAGCCUGGAGCGCGAGUACAGCUGCACCGUGCGGCUGCUGGACGACAGCGAGUACACCUGCACCAUCCAGAGAGAUGCCAAAGGCCAGUACCUGUUUGACCUUCUUUGCCACCACCUGAACCUUCUCGAGAAAGACUACUUUGGGAUCCGCUUUGUGGACCCAGAUAAGCAGCGGCAUUGGUUGGAGUUUACAAAGUCUGUGGUGAAGCAAUUGAGAUCCCAGCCUCCGUUCACCAUGUGUUUCCGCGUGAAGUUUUACCCCGCGGAUCCUGCUGCUCUGAAGGAGGAGAUAACCAGGUACUUAGUCUUCCUACAGAUCAAAAGGGAUCUCUACCAUGGACGCCUCCUCUGUAAAACAUCAGACGCUGCCUUGUUAGCAGCUUACAUCCUUCAAGCGGAGAUUGGGGAUUAUGACCCAGGGAAACACCCUGAAGGCUACAGCUCCAAGUUCCAGUUUUUCCCAAAACAUUCAGAGAAGCUGGAAAGGAAGAUUGCCGAGAUUCACAAGACAGAACUCAGUGGUCAAACACCAGCAACAUCAGAGCUGAACUUUUUAAGAAAAGCACAGACGUUGGAGACCUAUGGAGUGGACCCUCACCCGUGUAAGGAUGUGUCAGGAAAUGCUGCAUUUCUGGCCUUCACUCCUUUUGGGUUUGUUGUUCUGCAAGGAAACAAGAGGGUCCACUUCAUUAAAUGGAACGAGGUGACCAAGCUGAAAUUUGAAGGAAAGACUUUCUAUCUAUACGUAAGUCAGAAAGAGGAAAAGAAAAUUAUUCUCACAUAUUUUGCUCCAACUCCAGAAGCCUGCAAGCACCUCUGGAAAUGUGGAAUCGAGAACCAAGCCUUCUACAAGCUGGAGAAGUCAAGCCAAGUCCGCACAGUGUCCAGCAGCAAUUUAUUCUUUAAAGGGAGCCGGUUCCGAUACAGUGGCCGAGUUGCAAAGGAAGUAAUGGAGUCAAGUGCAAAGAUCAAACGGGAGCCACCAGAAAUACACAGAGCAGGGAUGGUUCCCAGCCGCAGCUGUCCCUCCAUAACCCAUGGCCCAAGGCUGAGCAGCGUCCCCAGGACCCGCAGAAGAGCUGUUCACAUCUCCAUCAUGGAAGGCCUGGAGUCCCUACGGGACAGUGCCCAUUCCACACCAGUGCGUUCUUCCUCCCAUGGGGACACCUUCCUGCCUCACGUGAGAAGCAGCCGGGCAGACAGCAAUGAGCGAGUCGCUGUGAUUGCAGACGAAGCCUACAGCCCUGCAGACAGUGUGCUGCCCACGCCUGUGGCCGAGCACAGCCUGGAGCUGAUGCUGCUUUCCCGACAGAUCAAUGGGGCCACCUGCAGCAUCGAAGAGGAGAAGGAGUCUGAGGCCAGCACUCCAACUGCUGCAGAGGUGGAGGCCCUUGGGGGAGAGCUGAGGGCCCUCUGUCAGGGGCACGGCAGGCCAGAGGAGGAACAGAGUGGGCAUCUGAAGGGACCACCGCUACAGCAGCAGCAGCAACAGGGGUGGGGUAAGUCUGUCCCCUUAGAAUAGAUCCUAGUGGGCAUCACCAUGAGUCUUGUAUAAUGAACUUAUUAGACUUCUGUGAUUUUUUUUUCUGAAGAACCUCAAGAUUUUUAUAGUGUUCCACAGAUGUUAGUUGAAUUCAGUGGUGCCAGAGAUAGGACUAUCAGAAAUGUUGGACAGAGUGUACUUAACAGAAACCAGAGCCAAGGUACUUGAGAAACUGUUGAGAUUCAGAAAGCAGUACCUAUUUUGUACAACCCCCCGCAAAAAAACUAUUUCAAUUUAUAUUUUAACAAGAAAUGUUAUUUUCUUAUCAAUUCAUAUUUUGUUUUUACUUUAUGGAUUAAGAAAAUAGAGCCUGAUGAACUAAACAAUGCAAGAAAGAAACUGAUCCUGAGAAUGAAAAGCUUCAGAAAAUAGAAUUCCAAGAUCAACAAACAGCCUUGAAAGGGACCAGGGAAAGAAUCUCUUUGAACAGGCAUACUAAAACGAUGCCUACAUAAGAAAAAUGGUGAAUGUGGUAGAGACCAACACUUAGUUGUAGAAAUACUGCCCCCUAGGGUCAACCUCCACAUCAGGAAAAUAAAAAUUGUAGGAAAGCCUUGGCCAUCCUUGCUGAAGGAAGCUGUGGAAGCAUGAAGAAGAACAGCACAGGAAGGGUGAGUGUGGGGUCCAAGACCCAAGCUCUGCAAACUCUUCACAACUCACAAGAUCUUGUUUUCAUCUCAGGGAGAGAUUUCUAAGUCAUCUUGGGCCUGAGGACUCAUUUAAGGAUGGUCAGUAUACAUGUACCUGGGAACCCCACAACAGUGGAGCUGCUGCUAACAUCCUAUGAUGUUGGGCAGCCCCAAAUGCAGAACAGAAUGAGUCACUUGUAGAUUUGCUCUCCCCUAGUUUGUCCUCUGAAAUAGCAGAAUCAUGUCCAUGUACAGAGUGUAACAGCUGUAGAAUUAAUAGGGGCCACAGGGUGGGGAAGUGGAUUGUGUAAUUUUAAAUGCCCCUUCAUCUAGACUAGGGGUUGGCAAACUACUUCUGUAAAGUGCCAGAUAAUAUUUUUUUAGUUUGGUUUUGUGGGCCAUACUCUGUAGCAACUACUCAACUCUGCCGUCAUAGCACAAAAACAGCCAUCCACAGGUAAUACAUAAACAAAGGAGUAUGACUAUGUUCCAAUAAAAGUUUAUUUAUAAAAAUAGAUAAUGAGCUGAAUUUGGACCACAGGCCAUAAUUUGCCAACCCCAUCUAGACAAUAAAACUGCUCCUUACCAGUAUGUUAGCAGAAAGAGGGCCGGCUCUGCUCCCAUUCCUGA